GAGGAAGACUCCUUGCAGAUCGAGGAGAAGAUCAAGUGGGGCGACGGCUUUGCCGUGGUGUAUUCUGUGACCGACCGGUGCAGCUUCGACGAGGUCAUGAGGCUGUGCUUCCUCAUCAACCACAUCCACUCGAGCCCCAAGCGGAGCGGUGGGAGUGACCAGCCGCCCGUGGUGAUUGUUGGCAACAAGAAGGACCUGCAGUUUGACCGGAUGGUGUCUUGUGAGGAUGGUGAGAACCUCUCCAAAGCCCUGAAGCAUCCUUUCUACGAGAUCUCCACCAGGGACAGCUACGACGAGACCGUGGUGGUGUUCAACACCCUGUAUAAUGAGCUGAUGAGACAGGGGCACUUCUCCCCGGGCUCCUUCAAGAGGAGGGCCGUGUCUAAGCUGAUGGAAAAGAUUCCAAAGAUGCAUGCCAACUCCACCCUGAACUCUGGUGGCCGGAGCCUCAGCUUCAACUCCUUCAGGGACUACAUACCGGAGUGA
Terrapene triunguis (Three-toed box turtle) is the source of this 486-nucleotide messenger RNA. RefSeq names its product ras-related and estrogen-regulated growth inhibitor-like. Gene Ontology annotation, molecular function: GTPase activity; GTP binding. The record is from RefSeq and is a predicted model, not a curated record. The transcript has a single exon. Lineage: Eukaryota; Metazoa; Chordata; Testudines; Emydidae. The annotation marks the transcript as partial.